AUGCCUUCAUUACCUUCUCUCCCCUCCCAUUUGGCUUUACCUUCGGCAGCGCAACGAUGGAAAACGGUCUUGCUUGGUUCAUUGAACUUUUAUCGUAUUCAUCUUUUGGCUUUUACAAUAAUACCACUCAUCAUAUCAGGUAUAAUGUACGCUGCCAAUACUGAAUUUCAUAUUGAUUAUGUCGAUUGCCUUUUCUGCUGUAUGUCAGCUAUGACAGUAACCGGUUUAGCAACGAUAAAUCUCAGUACUUUGAGCAUAUUUCAACAAGUCUUGUUAUUCAUACAGAUGAUCAUAGGUAGUUUGUCUUUCGUGUCCAUUCUCAUGAUCAUCGUUCGACAGUACUUUUUCCGUCAAACAUUCAAGCACGUUCUUAAACAACGUCAAGCAAGAUCCAGAGGUUUCAAUCUCAGCAAGACGUUCUCCAGAGUCGGUACUAUGGGCCCGCCUCUGACAGCUAUCCGAAGGAAGUUUAGUGAUCUCGCAGGUAGAAAUAAAAAGGGCAACUUAGAUUCCAAGGACGGAUCGGAUGAAGCGAGGACCUCAACUCCAUCACUAGAGAUGAAGCCUGUACAGCCGCCAUCACCAAGAGGUUCUCAGCAAAAGCCUUCUAAGAAACAUGAGGAGCAUAAACCCAAAAAGAAAGGUCAUCAGAAGAUUCAUCCUGAUAUGAUCAAGAGGGUCUCAGGCGGUGGUGUUGGACUGAUUAAUCCGAUGGGAUGGUAUGAUGGCGAGAGAAUCGAGAUCAAAACUCCGGCUCCCACACCUGAACGUCGUGACGACCUACCGUUACCCUCAGAUAAUGGUGGAAUGCUUGGUCUAAGUUUAGAAGACGGCAGAGGUGUAGAGAAUGGUCAACAAUUGGAGGAUGCCCUUGAGAAAGCUGUUGUAGAUGGCAAAGCAGAAAGACAAGAACCAAGUGAAAGUGAGAGAGACGUGUUCACUGCGAGUCCAGGUCAAGUCACACCCGAAGAGCUACCCCCUUCACCAAAACGUAAAGUCCCCUAUGCGGGUCUCCAGCUCACAGAUGAUCCACGGGCUACUACGACGCAAAGAGAAGGUGGUGGAUUCACCCGUUCAGCGACUUUCAGAAGCGGCGCUGGUGAAAAUCGAUUCGCUCGUACAGCCACUAUACAGUCUGGAAGUGCAAAUCUGCCUCGCACGUAUACUCUUCGACCCAGUGUAUCACGAAAACCUGAUCCAAGAUUGUCCGGUUUCGGUGGAUUCCCAACACCGUUAGAAAUUGGUCAAAAACUCUUCAGAAAAGCUUUUCCUGAGGCCACCAAAAAUCUUACUAAAUCACUUACGAUGGCCAAGACCAUGACUGUACCUAGAACGAAUACCACCGUAGGUAGAGGUAGUGUGGCAGCAAGUGGAACUGAAAGAGAAGUACCGUAUAUAUCCUUCGCGGCCACUGUAGGCAGAAAUAGUAUGUUCCACAGUUUGACAAAAGAGCAGAUGGAUGAGCUGGGCGGUGUCGAAUAUAGAGCGUUAAGAGUGCUGUUGUACAUCGUGAUCGGUUAUGUCGUCUUUCUGCAAUUGGCAGCAUUUGUUAUAAUAGCUCCUUACAUCUCAGCUGGAGGCAGAUACGACCAUGUCUUCGAAAACCAACCAAAACAUGUUAGUAUACCAUGGUUUGCUCUUUUCCAAUCGGCAUCGGCAUUCUCAAAUCUAGGAAUGAGUUUGUGCGAUACCAGUAUGGUGCCUUUCCAAACAGCUUAUUUGAUGAUCGUCGUAACUAUCAUUCUCAUCUUUGCUGGAAAUACUGCAUAUCCAAUCUUCCUGCGCGCUACUGUUUGGGUAAUCUACAAAAUCGUGCCUAAAACCUCUCGAAUAUCAGAGUCACUAAAAUUCCUGCUAGAUCACCCAAGACGAUGUUUCGUUUAUUUGUUUCCUUCGACCCAAACAUGGGUGUUGCUAUUCGUCUUGACAGUUUUAACCAUGACCGAUUUCGUCAGUUUUAUGGUCUUGGAUAUCGGUACACCAACCAUCGAAGCUAUUCCUGUUGGGACCCGUAUCGUAGCAGGACUGCUGCAAUCUGCCGCUGUGAGAGCCGCAGGAUUCGGCAUUGUCGCUCUUGGUUCACUAGCACCAGCUGUGAAGGUCUUAUACGUUAUCAUGAUGUAUAUCUCUGUAUACCCUAUCGCGUUGUCCGUUCGAGCGACAAAUGUCUACGAAGAGAAGAGUUUAGGAUUAUUUGGGGAAGAGGACGAGGAUGAGGAGGGCGAAGAGAAUGAAGGUGAAGGUGCACAAGCUGUGGCUAAGUAUAUAGGAUGGCAUGCCAGGAGGCAGUUGGCUUUCGAUAUCUGGUGGCUUGGUUUCGCCCUUUGGCUCAUUUGUAUCAUUGAAAGAGGUCAUAUCAACAAUGAUGAACAGAACUUCAAUAUUUUCAACGUCAUAUUUGAGCUGGUUAGCGCUUAUGGUACUGUCGGAUUGAGUCUUGGUGUAUCCUAUGAUAAUUUCUCGUUCUCCGGCAGUUUUAGAAAGUUAUCAAAAUUAAUCAUGGUUGCUGUCAUGCUGCGUGGUCGUCAUCGAGGUUUACCGGUGGCUAUUGAUCGUGCUGUCAUGUUACCGAAAGAUUUCACCGCAGCGGAAGAAACAGCAUUUGAGGAAGAGCGGUCUCGACGGGCAUCCAGGCGAGGGAGUGUGCUAAGUGAAGACGUAUUCGGCAGUGGAAGAAGAGGAUCAUUUGGUAAUCUUUCGGCUAUCGGUAGAGAUUUAAGUCCAGUACAUGGACCAUUGUCAGCUUUACCAGGACAACACCAUCAUCAUAUACCUAAUCAACCUGGAACACAUCAACUCGGGCAUGCGCAUAAACGGUCAAACUCGUUUGGAGGAAAUUUACCUGUACCUGGAUCGCCUUCCAGUGGAAAUGGUGGAUUACAAUUCUCGUUACCGAAUCCAAGAGAAAGUAUGGAUAGACCAAAUUCAGGUGGAGGAGGAGGAGGCGGUGGUGGUGUUAGAGGCUUUCAGAGACCCGGACCAGCGACAGGGUCAUUAACUCCAGUGAAAGAAAGCUCAAUGUCACGGGAACCAACCGCAAUAGAUCAUCAUUACAAUAAUAACUCAAAUCAGAACGAUCGUGACCCUUUGGACGAAGAAGGUGAUUGGGACGAUAGUGCUAUAGUUUAG
Messenger RNA from Kwoniella shivajii, 3129 nucleotides. RefSeq lists its product as uncharacterized. Gene Ontology annotation, molecular function: high-affinity potassium ion transmembrane transporter activity. The record is from RefSeq and is a predicted model, not a curated record. Lineage: Eukaryota; Fungi; Basidiomycota; Tremellomycetes; Tremellales; Cryptococcaceae. The coding region runs from base 1 to 3129 and encodes 1042 amino acids. The transcript has 20 exons. Gene Ontology annotation, cellular component: plasma membrane. Gene Ontology annotation, biological process: potassium ion import across plasma membrane; intracellular potassium ion homeostasis.